Coccomyxa subellipsoidea C-169 is the source of this 1362-nucleotide messenger RNA. RefSeq names its product WD40 repeat-like protein. Gene Ontology annotation, molecular function: protein binding. Bases 1 to 1362 code for a protein of 453 amino acids. The record is from RefSeq and is a predicted model, not a curated record. Lineage: Eukaryota; Viridiplantae; Chlorophyta; Trebouxiophyceae; Coccomyxaceae. Gene Ontology annotation, biological process: proteasome-mediated ubiquitin-dependent protein catabolic process. The transcript is spliced from 8 exons. Gene Ontology annotation, cellular component: Cul4-RING E3 ubiquitin ligase complex.
AUGCUGUGGCUGCAGGGCAAGGGCGGGAGCAAGGGUGUGGCGCAGCUGCAUUCAUUGCUGCGCAUGAGGGAGGCCAACAUGCUGGGCCACAACGGGGGCUUCAAUGCGCCAGAGCGCUGCCACCUUGGCGCGCACAUGUUCCGGCCCAACUUCCCUGUGGAGCUCAUUGACCGCAUGCAGAGCCGCGCCUACAUCGGCCAGUUCUCUGCAGAGGGGGAUGUCUUCAUUGCGGCGUUCCAGCACGACCGGCGCAUCCGCGUGUACGAGACGGAGAACAGCUGGCGGCUGCGCAAGAAUGUGCACUGCCGUAAUCUGCGCUGGACUGUAACGGACACCUGCCUCUCCCCCGACCAGCAAUUCCUGCUCUACGCCUCCAUCAACCCCACAGUGCACAUGGUGAACAUGCGGACGGGCGCGGUGGAGUCGGAGGCGAAUGUGACGGACAUUCACGAGGCGCUACACUUUGACGUGAUGGACAACGAGGGAGCAAGCGACUACCACCACAGCUUUGGCAUCUGGAGCCUUCGCUGGGGCGCCGAUGGGCGCGAGGUUGUGGCCGGCACCGGGGACCACUCCCUAUACGUCUACAACAUGGAGCGCCAAAAGACGGUGCUGAGGAUCACAGGGCACCAGGACGAUGUCAAUGCGGUUGCAUUCAUGGAUGAGAGCUCGCACAUCAUUGCCUCGGGCUCUGAUGACACCCUGAUCAAGGCGAGCUCCCAUCACCACCUCUUUUCACAUCGGGCCAAGCCGGCGGGCGUGCUGGUGGGGCACAGCGAGGGGCUGACUCAUCUGGACUCCAAGGGAGAUGGCCGUUACCUGCUGUCCAAUUCCAAGGACCAGACUGCGCGUCUCUGGGAUGUUCGCAAGAUGUACAGCUCUCAUGAGUACAGCAGGCUGCCGCGGCCCACCAUUCCCUCCUUUGGCAACUGGGACUACCGGUGGGCAGAUUUCCCGGCGCGCGGCUACAUAGUGCCCCACCCGCAAGAUGUCAGCGUGCAGGCCUUCCGCGGCCACUCGGUGCUGCAGACGCUCAUCCGCGCAUAUUUCUCGCCUGCCCACACCACCGGCCAGCGCUACGUGUACACUGGCUCCGCCGACGGCUCCGUCCGCAUCUAUGACAUUGUGACCGGGCGCACGGUGGACCAGCUGCGGUACCACCACGAGAUUGUGCGCGACCUUUCCUGGCACCCGAGCGAGCCGAUGCUGGUGACGACCUCCUUUGACGGCAGCGUGGUGCAAUGGGAGCCCUGCCGCCUGCACCCGGGCAGCGAUGACGAUGACGUGGCGGAGACCAAGCCCGUCCGACGGCGCGCCCUCCCGGACGACCCCGGCGACGACCGCCUCGAGGACUUCUACUGA